Molecule: messenger RNA, 1329 nt
Organism: Asterias rubens (European starfish)
Lineage: Eukaryota; Metazoa; Echinodermata; Asteroidea; Forcipulatida; Asteriidae
Product: acid-sensing ion channel 4-B-like
Exons: 7
Coding region: 1-1329 (442 amino acids)
Biological process (GO): sodium ion transmembrane transport
Cellular component (GO): membrane
Molecular function (GO): ligand-gated sodium channel activity
Source: RefSeq, a predicted model, not a curated record
AUGUAUGACAACGGGACGGUAGAAGGAGCAAGAACGUCAGCGGGGGAACGCGAGUCUCACGACGGUAUAACCCUGGCCACGAUGAGUGGCGUUUCUCGGACCGAGGGGCCGUCAAAGAACCAAGAUGAUGGCAGUCAUAAAGUCAAAACCAUCAGGGAGGAAAUUAAACGCUUUGGGGAUGAUACCACGUUCCACGGUGUACGACUUGCCACAGAUUACAAAGUUAAUCGAUACAGAAGGCUGCUGUGGUUUAUAAUCGUUGGCGGUAUGAGCGGAUACCUUAUCUACGGCAUCGUGAUCAGUACCCAAACCUACUUCAGCUAUCCAGUCACGAGUGUUGUGAAAAUCAAACACCAAAGCUCUGUCAAAUUCCCGGCCGUUACAUUCUGCAAUUUCAACUGGUGGCGUACGUCAAAGAUCAGUCCCGAGUUGGGCCGAGCUAUCAGAGCCGUGGCCAGUGAAGAUGGAGAGGACAGGGUUGACCUCAAUGACUCCUCAAUCGGUUCGAUAUCCAACAUGUCAGCCCGACUGCGUGUCGUUGGUCACCAAAUAGAGGACAUGCUCGUGCUGUGCAAAUUCAAAGGGCAGAAAUGCAGUGCGGCUAACUUCACUCAAGUCAUAACAGAUUUUGGAUUGUGCUACUCGUUCAAUGAGAACAUUGACAGCAAUCAUACAAUCCACCAAUCCGGAAGCCAGAACUCGUUAUUUAUGCAAAUCAACUUGGAACAGGAUGAGUACUUGCCUGGGCUCAAUAUUGCAGCUGGAAUUAAAGUAUUCAACCUAAAGACACCGUACGAAUCUAACUGUACCACCGAGGAACUGAAAUACUCGCCUCGUUUCACUGUACCAUUGUGCCAGUACGAACACAUGGCUGAUGCGAUUAGCAACACGUGUGGUUGCCGAGACUUACGACAUCCAGGAGACUUGCGUGAGUGUAUGCUGAGCGAGUACAGCUGUUUGCGUCAAGCUCUUGCUGAUUUUACUUCUGCUGAUAAGUCCGUUAAGUGUCAAAUCCCUUGCAAUUUGACCGCGUACGAGCCGCGUAUUUCCUUUGCCCAUUGGCCUGGGCACCUACAAGCAGAUGACAUCUUGGAAGACUUAAACAUGACCGCAAGUGAUAUCAGGAAGAACUUGCUACAGGUCAGAAUCUAUUUCGAGGAAAUUAGCUACAGAAGAAUUGCAGAAGUCGCGUCCUACAGUUUCCUAGACUUGCAGAGCAGCAUUGGUGGUUACAUGGGUCUCCUGAUUGGGGCCAGCCUGAUCACUCUGUUUGAGUUUCUCGACUUCAUCGUGGUUACAGUGGCAACCCAUCUGGGCCAAAUUUCAUGA